GCAAUGGCUCUAUUUGCGGUAUUCCUAUCUAUUAUUUUGGAGAUUUAUAAUUCUUCCGUUUUACUAGACGGAAUCUCAAUGAAUUAGAUUUACAAGAACCGCUAAGUCCUAGUUUUUCAAUACAAAAGAAGCAUUUUGGCUUGGUCUCGGAUUUUUGAUUCUAUUUUGGUAGUUCGAUCGUGAAAUUUCUUUCUUUCUGUAUUUCUGGAAUAUGAGUGUGCGACUUGUUAUAAUUGAUCCUAUUGAUAGUACAGAGAGUGGGCCUGUCGUCUUGAUAGAGAUGAUUUUUGACCUCGUCAGGUAUUUAUUUUAGUAUCUGGAGCACGGAAUAUAUGAAAUAGAUUAUGAAGUAUUAGAACUAUGAUUCAUACUUAAUAUUCAGAUCCCGUGACCGGAUUCCAAAAAAUUUCAAAGAAUUACACAUCCCCUUCCUCCUUUCGUAUCUCUAUUCUCUCACCAACCUCAGUAUUUCUACUUUUGCCACUGCAUAAUGAAGAGUCUCCCCAUCGCAGUCCUACUCUUGCUCGCUCUCUUCUCUGCUGCAAGAGAAGACCAUGAUGAUGAGUGUGUUUACACCCUUUACGUUAAAACAGGAUCCAUAAUCAAGGCGGGGACAGAUUCGAAGAUCAGCCUGACCCUUGGCGAUUCACAAGGCCGAUCCGUUUGGGUCACAGACCUCGAAUCAUGGGGUUUAAUGGGCCCCAAACACGACUACUACGAGCGGGGUAACCUUGACAUCUUCAGCGGCCGCGGCCGCUGCAUUGGCACACCCAUUUGCCGCCUUAACUUGACCUCUGAUGGCUCAGGACCACACCACGGAUGGUACUGUGAUUACAUUGAGGUCACUUCCACUGGACUACAUAAGGAGUGUAGCCAAACUAUCUUUUACGUGGAUCAGUGGCUGGCUACUGAUGUUGCUCCUUACAAGUUAACGGCUGAGAUUGAUGGGUGUGGUUUGUGGGAUGAGUCUGCGAAGCAGGGCAUGAAGAGGAGGUUUGUUGUCGGGAAGAAUCGCAGAAGAUCUGCUGAUGCUUGAGAAGAGGAUCGGUAGUUGAAUUUUCUUUUCUCAGUUUCUGCUGGGGUUUGAUGUUUUUGUAGGAUGGAACCGUUUGAAGUGCCUCUUGUAAUGAGUAUUAAGACCGCUGAGAAAGGCUUAUUCUUCUAAUUCUAUGGAAGUGAGAUUUCCUUUUGAUCUUCA
This is a messenger RNA of Ricinus communis (castor bean), 1198 nucleotides long. Its product is annotated as PLAT domain-containing protein 3. Bases 491 to 1036 code for a protein of 181 amino acids. The transcript has 2 exons. The record is from RefSeq and is a predicted model, not a curated record. Gene Ontology annotation, molecular function: protein binding. Lineage: Eukaryota; Viridiplantae; Streptophyta; Magnoliopsida; Malpighiales; Euphorbiaceae.